AUGGCUGGCAAGUCGACGGAACCUGAAUCGCCGAAGAAGAAUGAAAAGUUUGAAAAAUUUUAUACGGAAGUAAAAGAAAUCGAAAAACGUGACUCUGUGUUGACGUCUAAACAACAGAUUGAAAGGCUUCUGCGCCCUGGAGCCUCAUAUUUCAACCUUAAUCCAUAUGAAGUACUUCAGCUAGACCAUGAUACACCUUUGGAUGAGGCAAAGAAGAAAUAUAAAAGAUUGUCUAUUUUGGUGCAUCCAGACAAGAACCAAGAUGAUUUAGAAAGAGCUAACAAUGCUUUUGAGACUGUUAACCGCGCAUGGAGGACAAUCGAUAAUGAUGAAUCACGGAAAAAAUGUCAGGAGAUCAUACAGGAAGCCAAGGAUAUGACUGAAUUCAUGGUUGUAGAGAAACGUAAAAAAUUGAAAAAAGAAGGCAAAGAUACAAAAGUUGAAGAAGACGACCCAUCUAUUAUGAAGCGUAGUAUUUAUGUUCAAACAUGUAAAUUAUUUGCUGAUCUAGAACGCAAAAGAAAAGAUCAUGAAGCUAGAGAAUUACAAGAAAGAAAACGAAAACGGGAACAAGAAAUAGAUGAAGAACAAAAAGCAACUGUAUCAAAAGAAUGGCAAAAAAAUUUUGAUGAGUCAAGAGAAAGCCGAGUAAACAGUUGGAAAGCAUUUCAGGAAUCAACCAAAAAAUCAAGCAAAAAAAUCAAAAUUUUUAAGCCACCUAAACAUAAAGCAGAAUCAAGAUAA
Molecule: messenger RNA, 744 nt
Organism: Macrosiphum euphorbiae (potato aphid)
Lineage: Eukaryota; Metazoa; Arthropoda; Insecta; Hemiptera; Aphididae
Source: the annotation of a GenBank genome assembly